Zophobas morio is the source of this 8391-nucleotide messenger RNA. Its product is annotated as protein eyes shut. Gene Ontology annotation, molecular function: calcium ion binding. Lineage: Eukaryota; Metazoa; Arthropoda; Insecta; Coleoptera; Tenebrionidae. The record is from RefSeq and is a predicted model, not a curated record. The transcript has 19 exons. Bases 3301 to 7929 code for a protein of 1542 amino acids.
UUUUUCGUGGCUGAAAAUGUUUUACCACCUCAAAUUUAUGUGCUGCUAAUUAAUUUUGGGAUAGAGAGCAGUCUCAUAAAUGCAACGAAAGUGAUGAAGGAUAAUAUUCAAAGAACGUCGAAAACAAAUCGAGAAUGAGUAGCAUCAACAUCCACAAACUCGUAUUACUGAGGACAGUACCUACUGAACACGUCAAAAAUAUGAUUUUAGGAGACAGGCAAGUUAUUAUUCAAGAAAUAAUUAAGAAAAUAGGUACAUGGACCUAUUAGGUGUGGAAGUCAGAUCUGCGUAGGUCACAAUGAAAUGAUGUUCAGGACCGAAGCGGAAUGCUCCUCAAAAACAACGCUAGACCAGGUAUUGUGCAGUUGACGAGGGACGAACUUCACAAUGUGGGCUGGGAAAUCCCUGAAAAUUCACCUUAUAGACCACAGUUACCGCCAUAGACCAAACACCCAUCCGACCGAGCAAAGGGGCAAACCGUCAGUGCAAUGGUGCACGUGAAUCCAUCCCCUAUCGGAAUAGUUAGUCUUCAGAAUGAUGCCCUGAAAUUUCAAUAAAGUGCUCUUUCACAACUACUACAAACAGCUACUUGUCUCAACAAUGUGCCAAAAAAAGAAAUAAUAGUUAAUUUUCGAGACCCCAUUACUGACUACACAGGAGGAUCACUGCGAAUGUAUGGAAGGAAAGUGGUCGAAGUGGUGGCGGGAGAAGAAAGGCCUCAAUCAAGGUCCCUAAGUUUAGUAAGGUCUGCGCAUAGUAGUAAACUGGUGAUACCAUCUCUGAUAGCGUCAGAGUCGGACUCGACGUGACGUAUGACGGAGUUUUUUGUGUUUGUGUAUUAUUUUUUGACUGCUUUUUUACCUGCCAAGGGUUUUAUAUUAAUAAAAUUCCGGGUGAAGUGUAGUGUGAAACGUGCCAUAACAAUUCGACAAAAAAUUACAAACAGCCAGUUUGAUGGCGUCACGAUAGGGCUAACGUCCUAAAAAAUGGCGGCCGGCCGGAGAGGACAUAUGCGGACCUUACUAAUCUAUGGACCUUAGGCAUUAUUUGGCUAUCGUGAAUGCGAAUUUCUGUAACAUUGAAAGAGAUCAUUCAACUCAGAAUGAAGGUUCUCAAAUUUAAAUUGACAACGCUGCGAAGCAGAGAAUUUAUGACAGAAAACGUUUGGGUCGGAUAGUGGUAAGUAUCAACAUGAAGAUAAUUUAUAUGUGUCGCUUUUCGAUAAACAGAAUUAAACAGAUGACCUUUGGGUAAACUACUAACUAUUAACACAUCAGACCCAUUGUUUUUGAUUUCCAUGACGAAUUUGGUUUUAGGGUUUUAACUGUUAAAGAUGAUUCAAGCAAAUCCAACUUUAUUCUUGCCAUGAGGUCAUUUGAAAAAAUAAUGCAAAUUGUUCAAGCGAUUCCAUGACAUGAUUUGCAACGACUGAGAAAAGAGGGGAGCCUUAACUGUAUCUGAUACUUGUUAAUAGAAACUGACUGAUCAGUGGUCACUAUGUGGGCAUUUUUCUACUACUUAAAUCAGCCAUAAUGUUAGGUUUACAACCGAGAUACAAUUUGAUGAAUAUGGGUACAAAUCAGUAACAGGAAUUUUGACAAAUAAAGAGGUGACAUCGAAGCCGACCAGGGUAAAUUUGGGAUCCAUUGACAAAUUCUAUGCACAAACAUUGGACAAAGCGAUUGAAGUCGAUAGCACUGAAGAAGUUUUGUCGGUAUAUCAGGUAUUUAGUAGUAGCAUAGGUGGGGGCAUCAGUGACCCCGAUGAGGGGUUUUAGAAGAACAUUCUGUUUGUGGCUUUUUAGAAAACUAUGUAGACGAAAAAGUUUGGAGUUUUUCUAAACUAGUUAUUUAUAAACAUUUUCAGGAGCGAGCUGUGGAUUUCAAACUUUCGAUUUUAUUGGGACCAUUCUCUUCAUGAUUACUGACUUUGUUUUGGACAGAAAGUUAGUCAUAGUGAGGUGUAAUGAGAAAUCGACCAAUGUUUUAAAAAUUUUUAGAGGUGGUGUGCUAAUUUUAGCGGAAGUAGUAAUUGAAAACACAUCUAAAAAUUCCAAUCAAUGAACAUUGCCUAGGGAGAUUUUUGCUGCUGUCAAAAAAAUUGGGGUUGGGAUGAUCAUGGUUUUUAUUUAUAUAUUUUAUUUUGACAUUUUUGUCAUGAAAUUUCAAAUUUGAUGUUUUCUGUACUAGCUAAGGAGUUUUAUUUGGUACCAACUAAUUCAACAGGUGGUGGUUUUUGAAUAAACAGUAGGACAUGUGAAGGAGGCCAGGUGCAUUUUAGUGUUUAUUUAUUUACAUAAUACUUGUAUGUACUAAAAAUGGAACAAGGAUCAACAUGUAUAUUUUCUACACACCAUUUGAAACAUAGUAUUUUUGAAAUUAUUUUAUCUAAUAUUAGAACAAUAAACACCUUUCUAGUGAACGAAAUUAGUUUCAUUGAGAACUAAUGUGGUAAGUUACUUUGACGAACGUCUAAUUAUGAAAACGAAUAAGCAGGUUUCCUCAUCCCGUUUGUCUGUCGUCUCCCGUUUUCUAUCGUACGAUUUUAAUAUACAUAUUUUCAAAAUUAGCAUAAAUUUUGCCGUCAUUUUUUCUGAAACAAGAUAUGGGAAUCUAAUUUUUUUAACUCAUGUUUUUACGUCACCAUUGAACUCAACUCAAAUUUUCAAGUUCAGCUAAACAUUAUUUACAAAAUUGCUGUAAAACACAGCUGUAGAAUGUAAAGCUGGCACACUAGGGGAAAACAGCAAUGCCAAACCCAAAAACGACCCACCAGUUAGAAACCACUGAUAGAUGUCUCUCAAUUCACAGAGUUCCACGGAUUCGUCGAAGCGCCCCCGGCCCCAGUAACUUCCGUACGACGCCGAAGCCGACCGCGGAAAACUUAAGUAUAGGUCCCAUAGCGAGAUGCUUCAAUGGUUCUAAGGGGGAGGUUGUAGCGUACGCGCUCUAUUAACUGGAGCGCUCGCUAGUACCCUUUAGUCACCUCUAAAAGAACCACCCUCAAGCACCUAUUGGCUGUCGCCCCUACCACGGUUCAGAGAAGAAGAGAUCCCCGCUAGAUUGUGCCUGACAGGGCCAACGUAUUCCACGCCGCUUCACCCGAUUAAGUUCAAUAGGGCUACCCCGAAUUGGUCACUAACGCAUUUGCGCCGAAUCACGCAAUUCCAACCCACGCCACGAGACGACUGCAUUAGGUGACGCAGCCCCAUUUGCUUUGAACGAAUCACGCAGAGAACCGCGAUUCCCGACCGACCCCUCAUCGAGAAGUUUGCCACAGUAUUUCAGCUAAUAAUGCGUUAUGCUGUCGUUCGGUAGCGACGGGAGAAGCCUGUUCCUGUUCUUAUCCCUGAUAUUUAUGUUGACGGCAGAAGUCUGGAGUGGUAUUGCUUGCCUCAGUAACCCCUGUAUACAUGGAGUUUGCUUAGACGAUUUAAAUUCAACUUAUUUUUGUUACUGCGUCGAUGGAUAUACUGGCAUUCAGUGUCAGACUAACUGGAAUGAAUGUUGGUCUUCACCUUGUCAAAAUGGAGGAAUUUGCAUUGACGGGGUUGCUUCCUUUAACUGUUCCUGUCCUCCUGGAUUUGUAGGUGAACUGUGUGAAGAAGAUUUUAAUGAAUGUGAAAGCAAUCCGUGCCUCAAUAAUGGGACUUGCUUGGAUGCAGCAAAUGGAUAUGUUUGUAACUGCUUGCCUGGAUAUUCAGGAGUUCAUUGUGAACUCGAUGUUGCGGUUUGUAACGCUACCAACGAAACAAGAUGCGCUAAUGGAGGAAUUUGUGUUGAAGGUCCCGGAGAUACAUUUUCUUGCAAUUGCCAACCAGGCUGGGAAAGCAUAUUGUGUGAGACUGAAGUCGACGAAUGUAUGUCUGCACCUUGUAAAAAUGGAGGAAUUUGUCUUGACCUGAUGGCCGACUACUCAUGCGCUUGUUUGUUUGGUUUUGCAGGAAGAAACUGCGAAGAAAAUGUUGAAAUAUGUGAUGUGAAUCCUUGUGUGAAUGGUGCCUUGUGCCUUAUGGAAGACCAACAUCCUAUAUGUUAUUGUGUUCCCGAUUUUCAUGGAGAUUUGUGCCAGUUUCAAUAUGAUGAGUGUCAGUUGGGUCCCAAAUGUAUGAAUGGUGGAACCUGUGUGGAUGGAAUUGAUAACUCAACGUGUUCUUGUCCGCCAAAUCUUACAGGUGUUCGAUGUGAGUGCCUUAUCCUAGAUGAAAAUGAAUUAGAUUGUACUUACACGAGCCCAGAAACAACACCACACGUUGUCACUUUACCAUUUUCUCAAAGUACGAUAAGCACUGUUACUGUGCCUUCUGUAACAAUCACAAGUACGGAAACCGAAGUGCCAAAUACCACUGCAGUAGAACCAUAUUCUACCACUGUAAGUUGGACAACGACAACAUUUACACCGACAACGACAGAUAUUUCUACGAAAAGUACCACUGAGCGAACCGAGACAAUCUUGACGUAUUCAACUACGCCGAAAAUGACGGAAAUUACUACUCUGGAGAUCACAACUGAAGCGACGGCUACUCCUACCACCGAAUCCACGCAAAAAACAGAAGAAACUACGUUAAAGACGUUUUCUCCGUUUACUACGGAAGAACCUAUCCCAACGUCUACCACUACAGAAACUUGGACAGAAGUUCCUUACUAUAAUACUACUGGUAAAACCAUAAGCACGGCUACAUCAACUGAUACUUCUGUUUAUUUAACUGGUAGUACUUUAUUUUCCACAAUAUCGACUACUCCGUUGGAAGAACUUACGACCUCUUCAUUCUCCGAAGAAAGCACGAUUUUUUCGUCAACAAUUACUACUUUUUUUACCAAAGAACCAGAAGUAACUACUGGUCAAGUCACCUUGUACACUGCGUCUUCUACUGAACAAACGACUGAUAGUACCGUGAUACCUUCUUUUGAUUGUACUAAAACUUUUUGUCAAAAUGGAGGAACGUGUAUGUAUACGUUGGAAGCAGGUUAUCAAUGUGUUUGUUCUUUUGAUACUGAAGGUACUUUAUGUGAAACCAAGUUAGGAGUAAACAAUGCCGCAUUCACUGGAGAUUCGUAUCUUAAACAUCGACUAUCUGAUAGCACAAAUAUAACAAUUGAACUGGAAGCAAAAACGUUAUCAACAAAAGGCUUACUGUUCUAUGUGAAUACUGAUUCGACAUACAUGGUACUUUACAUUGAAAAUGGUCACUUAAAAUUUAAAUUUUCUUGUGGAUAUCAAACCAUGCUCUUAAGUGAACUUAAGGUACCUGUUAGUAACGGUGAUUUAAUGAAAAUCAAAGCGAAAUUAGAUUUUAGCGCAAAUUUGAAACGAUGUGACGCUUCCAUUAAAGUCAAUGAUACUCUUUCAAUGACAGGGGACCAAAUAGCAUUUAAAAGAACAUUUUCUAAACCGACAGGUUGGCUCUAUUUAGGUGGAGUACCACUAGAGGUGUUCAAUAUCAAUCUUCCCGAUAGGGGGUUUGUUGGAUGCAUGUUCAAACUUAAAAUAUCGGGAAAAUAUGUAGACAUUUUUAAAGAGGCUGAAGAUGGUUACGGUGUUACAGAAUGUUCAUCUUUAGCAUGCUUAUCCAGUCCUUGUAAAAAUGGAGCCACCUGCUUUUCUCACGGCGAAGAAUGGAAUUGCAAUUGCAAAAAUGGAUUUCUAGGGCGAAUGUGUGAAAUAUCAGUUUGCGAUGACAAUCCAUGCCUCUUUGGAGGAACAUGUAUUCCAUUUUCAGGAAGUGGUUACAUUUGCUUGUGUCCUUUCGGAAAACAUGGUCAUUUCUGCGAGAAUGAUCUAAAGAUAACCGAACCUAAUUUUUCGUCAACUAUACGUGGUUUGUCAUCAUAUGUCGCGUAUCCGAUUCCAAAUGGUAUUUCAGAGAACAUGGAGCUCCGCUUUAGGUUUACUCCAUCUAUGAUGGAUCAAAUAUCACUGUUAAUGUUCAUGGGUCAAAAAGGCCACCACGACUAUUAUUCUGAUCACAUGGCUGUAAGUUUUGUUAAGGGUUACAUAAUGUUAACAUGGAAUUUGGGAUCAGGUCCUAGAAGAAUAUUUACAUCUCAACCAAUAGAAGAAGGUUCUGGAGCCUAUUUGGUUCAAGUUGGACGUUCUGCAAGACGCGCCUGGUUGAACGUGGAUAACAUAGGGAAUGUUACCGGACGAUCACCUGGAAAUUUGGUGCAACUAGAUGUUUCUCCGACUUUGUAUCUUGGUGGUCACGAUUCACUGAAUUUUUCUACGCUUCCACAUGAUCUACCUCUUCAUAGCGGGUUUUCUGGAUGUAUAUUUGAUGUUGAGUUAGUAUCUGGUAGUAUAGUGAUUCCGCUUCAAGGAUCUAGACAAACUGUUGGAAGAGGUGUUGGACAAUGCGGAACAACAGAAUGUUAUGAGCAAAGCUGUCAAAAUGGCGGAAUUUGUCUUCAUCAUGCUAGUACGUUUAUGUGUCUGUGUCAAGAUGGAUGGUUUGGUCCUUUGUGCACAUUUAAACAAAAUCCUUGCGAUUCGACUAACCAUAAAUGCUCAGCUGGAGCUACCUGUGUACCAGUGAUGUCUGAUUAUGAAUGCGAUUGUCCUAUUGGAAAAUCUGGAAAGUACUGUGAAAAUGAAGAGGAUAUCACUGACGUCAGCUUUACUGGACUUAGAUCAUAUCUUUCCCUACCACCUUCAGAACUAACAGAAAAUCGUUUCAAUGUUGAAAUGGAAAUUCGUCCUUUAGACGACAAUGGUCUUAUAUUUUUUGUGGAACGGGUUGGUACAAGUUUCGUUUCCCUAACGUUAUACAGUGGAAGUCUGGAACUAAAAAUAUUGUCCAAUAAACAUAAAAUAUCCGUAAACGAACCCACCACCAUCACAAGCACAAAAAUAUUAGUUAAAGGCAUCUGGUACAAAGUACAAUUUGGAAUUUACGGCAAAAAAGCGUAUCUCUCGGUUGACAAUGUAAUAAAUUCGGGUAUUUUGAAUACCGAAAGUGGAAUAAAUAUCUCCAAAGAAAACAUCUUCUUGGGUGGUCUUCCCGAUAUUUCAUCAUUGCCUCUUUUAUCAAUAUCAAAGCUUCCUGUACCAUAUAAAGGCUGCGUGCGACACUUUUCAGUUAAUUCUGUGCAAAUCCCUUUAAAUGAAGCAACAAUUUCACAUGGACGAAAUAUUGGAGACUGCGAUGGUACCCCAUGUGGGAAAGACGCUUGUUUAAACGGUGGUACUUGUUGGUUAGAUUCCUUCAUGAAACCACACUGUUCCUGUCCUCCUGCUUUCUAUGGAAUUCACUGCGAAAAUGUUUCGGAUUGUAACGACACUAAGUGCAAAGACACAGGUCAAUGUGUUGGAGGAAAAUGUUCGUGUCACGUUGGUUGGGAAGGAGUUUACUGUGAAACUCAAAUUCAGGUCACCAAACCUGAAUUUACAGGUCGCAGCUACCUUAUCGUGAAGAAAAAUAAUGAAAAGAAACGUGACAUUUCAGCAGUUGAAGUGAAAAAUUUGUAUCUGAACUUCACAACAAUUAAAAAAGACGGGCUCGUCCUUUGGAGCAAAAAGGAAAAUACUUUCGUUGGAGUUGGGCUCGAAAAAGGUUUUUUGAAAAUCGCGUAUUCGCUCGACAACAAAACCGGUAAUACAAUAGUGAGUUUACCAUUUUACUACAAGAUCUCGGAUGGUUUGUGGCAUAGUAUUGAAAUAACGUUUGCUCCCUUUAUGAUAAAGUUGGAUCAAAAUAAAAUCAUUUAUAAAGGAAAACAUCGAAAAAUGCUGGAGAAUACUACAGUGUCAACUGAUGGUUUAUUUUACAUUGGUGGAAUUCCAACUAAAUCGACUAUUAGAAAAGAAACGAAUGGCACAUUUAUGGAUACGUUUGAAGGAUGCAUUGAAGGUUUUGCCACGAACGGAGAAAACGUGAUUCGAGAUUUUACAAAUUUCGAAGGAAGAGAAAUUAAUGUUUGCAAAAUUUUAUGAACAACAGAGUGAUCAAUGAAGGAAGACGAAGAGGUCAAAAGGUUCAGAAGAUAAAGAUUAGAGAACCCAGAUUUAUUAUUUAUUAGAACAUUCUAAUAAAUUAGAUAUUAUAGAUAUUCUCGUGUUCUGUGAGUAGAGAAAGAUCAAAACAGGAAGCGCCCAUGGUAAUGCAGUACAUAUAUAUGUGUUUAUCUUUUUUAAUCACCUUUGUAAGUCACUGCCAGAUUUCAACAAAUGCAAUAGAUAAACACUGAUUUUUUUUCAUCUUAGUUUGCACAUGUGUAUUAAAAACGUCUUUUUAUAAUAAAUAGAAGUGUGCAUUUGGAAAUAAAGAUCCGUUGUUACUGUACACGUUCAUAUCAUUUAUUGUAAUAGUAUACGUAAUGUCAAGAUUAAACAUUUUCUUAAGACCAUUAACGUUACCAAUCCACCCGUUACGCAAGAUGGACAAAUUUCCGAAAA